GCAAGUAGAUGGCGUCUUCCCAUAUGAACUCCAGCACCAUCUCUCCUGAAGAUCGCUGAGUCACAUCUCCAUAUACUCUCACAGAGAACACUUUCCAGGCUGUAUUUCAAGGGCUCUCACGCUCGAACACAAUGCUGACGAUCACGCUGAAGACCCUCCAGCAGCAGACGUUUAAAGUGCAGAUAGAUGAGGAGUUAACGGUUAAGGCUCUUAAAGAGAAGAUCGAGGAGGUGAAGGGAAAAGAUGCUUUCCCAGCUGUCGGUCAAAAACUUAUCUAUGCAGGCAAAAUCUUGAAUGAUGAUAUACCUCUAAAAGAAUACAAAAUAGAUGAGAAGAACUUUGUUGUGGUGAUGGCUACAAAGCCUAAAACUGCUGACCCCAUACCAGCCCCUGCCCCCCCAUCAGCAGCUCCAGCUCUAGUUAGUGAUGCCCUCCCCGAUACCCCUGUCCAUACACCCUCAGCUCCCGCAGAGCCACCGUCAGCCUCCGCAGUGCCUAUAUCUACCCCUGUUUCCACCCCUGUGGAGCCAGCAGCAUCAGUCGAGCCACCCUCGGCACCUGUUACAGCGCCCCCUGCAGUCUCGGAAAUUGGAGCAGAGUCCAUUAGUGUGACUCCAGUGCCAGAUUCAGAGGAGGGGGACCAGGCAGCCCAGCAGGAGCUACCCAGCGUCCAUUUCGAUACUUGCAUUGUGGAUGAAUUGGGUCUUUUAGAAGAAGCCGCAUCAAUAUUAGUUACAGGUCAAGCGUAUGAGAAUUUAGUGACGGAAAUCAUGUUGAUGGGUUACGAGCGAGAACAGGUGAUCGCCGCCCUGCGAGCAAGCUACAACAAUCCGGACAGGGCAGUGGAAUAUCUGCUUAUGGGUAUUCCCGCGGAAUCUGAGCAGCCUCCUCAGGAAGUGGUGCGGCCUGCCCCCGUUUCGAACCCCAGCCCCCCUGCACGACAGCGACCACAAGCGCCACCUGCUUCUGCAGCCGGUGCAGAAUCUGGAGCAGCGCAGGCAUCAGGAAACCCUCUGGAGUUUCUCAGGACCCAGCCGCAGUUCCAGCAAAUGCGACAGAUCAUCCAGCAGAACCCGGCGCUCCUGCCCGCACUGCUGCAGCAACUGGGCAGAGACAACCCUCAACUGCUGCAGCAAAUUACGCGACACCAAGAACGGUUUGUGCAGAUGUUAAACGAGCCACGUGGAGGCGAGGCUGGCGACGGAGCUGCGGAGGUCCAAGCCACACCACAGACGAACUACAUCCAGGUCACGCCACAGGAGAAGGAAGCAAUUGAGAGGUUAAAAGCCCUGGGAUUUCCUGAGGGACUCGUCAUCCAAGCGUAUUUUGCCUGCGAGAAAAACGAAAACCUUGCUGCGAACUUCCUACUUCAGCAGAACUUUGACGAUGAGUGAAUGUUAACGUGGGACUCGAUGAUGCUUGGAGGCAACGGAGAGGAUGCAAGCAUGUUGCGUGUUUGUGCGUGAAUGUGUGUUAAAAAAUGUUGAAAGUUGACUGGUCUUCCAUGGUGAUUAUCAUGGAGUUAAAAACGAAGCCAUGAUGUGAAGUUUAAAUCGGAGCACAGCUUCUUUUUUCUUUUUUUGAUGAUAGAUAUAGAUGAUCCUUGAAAAUGAGGUGUCUGUUGUCUGUCUGGUUUCUGCUGCUAUCACUGCUGUGUGCAUUGAGCGAGUUUUCAUUUAUCACCGAUAAAACCCUGACAAAAACUAAACUCAAGGUUAUCUAUCAUUUCUCACCCUUUACUCGGAAUCAUAAUUUUUUUUCAAAAGAAAUGUGACAGUUCACGAUUAUGAGAAAGCACCGCAGAUUUUGGCAGAAUUCAAACGCCGUUAUCACAGAUUCUUUUAUUAAAUAUUUUUGGCCAAUCUGAUAACACUGACAGCUACUAAUACGAGUGUAGUACUCUCAACUCAAUUAAAAACAUUUCACUACAUUCAAUAUGUCAUCUUAGGUCAUGUCUAAUUUUCACAACCUAUGUUUUCUGAGUUUUUAAUUAACCCUGAUAGCACACGUACAUCAUCCAGAUGAUUUGAUGUGUACGUUUACAUCUGGAAGACGUAUAUUUGAGGUUGUUUGCUCAUCUGCAAUACGUCUAUAAGACAUUUACUCUCAGAUACCAAUAAGAUGUUCAGCAGAUGUCUUUGAGAUGUUUAUGAUUUAGAAAAAGACAGAUCUUUUUAAGAUGUUCAGCAGAUGUCUUUGAGACGUUUAUGAUUUAGAAAAAGAAAGAUCUUUUUAAGAUGUUCAGCAGAUGUCUUUGAGAUGUUUAUGAUUUAGAAAAAGACAGAUCUUUUUAAGAUGUUCAGCAGAUGUCUUUGAGAUGUUUAUGAUUUAGAAAAAGACAGAUCUUUUUAAGAUGUUCAGCAGAUGUCUUUGAGACGUUUAUGAUUUAGAAAAAGAUCUUUUUAAGAUGUUCAGCAGAUGUCUUUGAGACGUUUAUGAUUUAGAAUGUUUGUAAAUCUGAUCUUUUUAAGAUGUUCAGCAGAUGUCUUUGAGACGUUUAUGAUUUAGAAAAAUAUCUUUUUAAGAUGUUCAGCAGAUGUCUUUGAGACGUUUAUGAUUUAGAAAAAGAUCUUUUUAAGAUGUUCAGCAGAUGUCUUUGAGACGUUUAUGAUUUAGAAUGUUUGUAAAUCUGAUCUUUUUAAGAUGUUCUGCAGAUGUCUUUGAGACGUUUAUGAUUUAGAAAAAUAUAUUUUUAAGAUGUUCAGCAGAUGUCUUUGAGACGUUUAUGAUUUAGAAAAAGAAAGAUCUUUUUAAGAUGUUCAGCAGAUGUCUUUGAGACGUUUAUGAUUUAGAAAACGAAAGAUCUUUUUAAGAUGUUCAGCAGAUGUCUUUGAGACGUUUAUGAUUUAGAAUGUUUGUAAAUCUGAUCUUUGUAAGAUGUUCAGCAGAAGUUAAUCAGAUUGUGAUGCUUUCCAGAUGAAAAGAUCUAAAACAGACAUCUCGGAGAUGUUAGUGUGCUAUCUGGGAAGUGGGAACUGGAAACUGUUUGGAAAGAUGUAUUUUCAAUGUUUUGCUAACUUAACAAUUAACACAACAGGUACAAAUCCCAUCGAACAGACUGGAUGUCUAUCAUUCAUCAGCUUUAUUUUGUUAGUGUCUAAUGAAAAAUGGUCCAUAUGCCAUGCAUUUUCCAUUUUCUUUCCAUUUGGAGCCAUUUCGGUUGAAAAAUUAUUUUGCAGUGUAUACUGCUGAACUAGCAGAUUUUGCUUUGUAAGCCACCUGCCAUUCUCAAAUUAAUAAUGUUAGAAAUGAACCAAAUGUUUUGCACUGCAUGGGUAUGUUGGUAAUCUUAAACAAACCCACUUAAAAAAAAGGAAAAUUAAAAGCUUGUAGAUUACAUCAACCUAUGGAAACUUUAGACUUAGAUUUUGGUAAUGUUAGUUUUGUAACAAUCCAGUUGACUACUUAGUCAUUGAAAAUGUUCUUUUAAAUCUAUUUUUAAGUUCUCACAUAGACAACAUAGUGAGUGAAAACCAGUUCAGUAUACAGUAGUAUCUGACCCGGAUAGCACACAUACAUCACCCAGACAUCUAUUUGAUGUGUGUUUACAUCUGGAAGACGUAUUGUUUAGGUUGUUUGCUCAUCUGCAAUACGUCUAUUAGAUGUUUACUCUCGGAUGUCAAUAAGACGUUCAGCAGAGACAUUUACUAAUUUGAACAUUUGUAAAUCUGAUCUUUUUAAGAUGUUUAGCAGAUGUUUAUUGUGUGUAUAGAUGUUAAUGUGAUGCUCUCCAGAUGAAAAGAUCUUAAACAGACAUCUCGGAGAUAUACAUGUGCUAUCAGGGGAAUGAAUAGUGAUUUUGAAUGGAGCCCGAAAUGCUGCAGCAAUCGUAGGUGUUUUAUUUAGUGAGGCAACACAAUGUGAUUUAGUGUGUCAGUAUGUCUAUAAAACCUCAUUAUAUAUGCAUUCACUUAUGUGAUUUAAAUAUUUAACAUAUUCAAGUGAAGGAGAAGAAUAGUGUUGUCUUGGUUAACACUUAAGGCAGUGCCAAACUUCAAACAAAAUGAGAAUCAGGAGAUGGACAAAAUGAAUGGUUUAGCUAGUUGCAAACAUCACAUUGGAAGGUAAUUUCUUGAAGGUAAUACAAAGUGUUCUGGCUACAGGCAAGACACAACGUCCUGUUUACACUACCAGAUGCAGUUAAAAUUUUGCUUUUCAAUUCAGUGAUUUGUAUAUUUUUUGCAUCUGUGUAGAAUUUGAUGUGUGAAGAAAUAAAUUCAAAAUAGGAGGUUUUGAUCUUAAAUGCAUCAGCAGAAAAGAGCUGAUUGGUUUAUGAAUGUAUUGUUUCAGUGGUGUGUGAAAUAAAUUGCUUUUACAAAGCUUCAUUGAAGUCUCCACCUGGAAGCUCCUUCAGCAAUUGCUUGUUUCCCAAAGUACAUCAGAAAUACUGUUGUCGGAUCCAUAAUUGUACUGUCAGGAUUGUUCUAAAACACAGUAAACCCUUACAAAAGGUACAGUAUAUGUAUUGGAAGAUUGCAGAUUUAAAGACUACUAUAGUACAAUAUGUAAGGGGGGAAAACAUGGUAAUACCAGUUCAGGACACUGAAAAGUUAAGCACAUGGGUGCAGUAAUAGUGUCAUUGCACUGUAAAUAUCUCAUACUCAACCCAGAUAGCACACAUACAUCUCUGAGAUGUCUGUUUUAGAUCUUUGUGGAAAGCAACAAAUUAUAAAUAACAUCUUAAAAAGAUCACAUUUACAAACAUUCUUAAUCAUAACAUUUACAUUUAUGCAUUUGGCAGACGCUUUUAUCCAAAGCGACUUACAGUGCACUUAUUACAGGGACAAUCCCCCCCGGAGCAACCUGGAGUUAAGUGUCUUGCUCAAGUACACAAUGGUGGUGGCGGCUGUCAGGAUCGAACCAGCAACCUUCUGAUUACCAGUUAUGUGCUUAGACCACUGCACCACCACCACUCCUCAUAAAUGUCUCAAAGACAUCUGCUAAACGUCUUAUUGACAUCCGAAAGGAAACGUCCAAUAGAAGUAUUGAAGAUGAGCUAACAACCUAAAUAAUACAUCUAUACGUCUUCCAGAUGUAAACACACACGCGUCGAAUAGACGUCUAGGUGAUGUACGUGUGCUAUCAGGUUAGUAUAGUGGUAAGAAGCGGGCGAGACCGGGCUACAAUUACCCCACGGGAAGGUGACACUUGUUUUUGGCAAGACAUUUCGCUGCCAUUGUAAAUGUGACAAUCCUUUGACAAUAAAGAUAUCAGACGACAGUAACAAAACCAUGUCCUGCAAUAUUAUGUCAUCCCAACAUUGUAAGGAUGUUUGAAUGAUUUAUCUAUAUUUUAGAGACAACUGUUACUAUAAAAUUGACUAAUCU
Xyrauchen texanus (razorback sucker) is the source of this 5327-nucleotide messenger RNA. RefSeq names its product UV excision repair protein RAD23 homolog A-like. Gene Ontology annotation, molecular function: ubiquitin binding; proteasome binding; damaged DNA binding. NCBI's taxonomy places the organism in Eukaryota, Metazoa, Chordata, Actinopteri, Cypriniformes, Catostomidae. The record is from RefSeq and is a predicted model, not a curated record. Gene Ontology annotation, biological process: nucleotide-excision repair; proteasome-mediated ubiquitin-dependent protein catabolic process. The transcript has 10 exons. Gene Ontology annotation, cellular component: cytosol; nucleoplasm. The coding region runs from base 132 to 1394 and encodes 420 amino acids.